This is a messenger RNA of Sorex fumeus (smoky shrew), 444 nucleotides long. Its product is annotated as non-histone chromosomal protein HMG-17-like. The record is from RefSeq and is a predicted model, not a curated record. The coding region runs from base 43 to 444 and encodes 133 amino acids. Gene Ontology annotation, molecular function: nucleosomal DNA binding. Gene Ontology annotation, biological process: chromatin organization. The transcript has 2 exons. NCBI's taxonomy places the organism in Eukaryota, Metazoa, Chordata, Mammalia, Eulipotyphla, Soricidae. Gene Ontology annotation, cellular component: chromatin; nucleus.
GCACCCCACGUCCAGCGCCCACAUCCUGCCACUGUAGCCACCAUGCCCAAGAGAAAGGCUGACGGGGAAGCCAAAGGAGAUAAAGCCAAGGUGAAGGAUGAACCACAGAGAAUAUCUGCAAGGUUAUCAGCUAAACCUGCUCCUCCAAAGCCAGAGCCCAAGCCUAUAAAGGCCCCUGAAAAGAAGGGGGAGAUGGUACCCAAAGAGAAAAAGGGUAAGCCUGAUGCUGGAAAGGAUGGAAAUAACCCUGCAGAAAAUGGAGAUGCCAGAAGAGACCAGGCACAGAAAGCUGACGGUGCUGGAGAUGCCAAGUUAAGUGCGUGCAUUUUAGAUAACUGUGUACUUCUGGUGACUGUACAGUUUGAAAUGCUAUUUUUAAUCAAAUCAUCAAAUGAAGAUGUCGCUGGGUUUGAUAGUGGCUUUUUGAUUUUGGUAGUUCAUUGA